Camellia sinensis is the source of this 1938-nucleotide messenger RNA. The record is from RefSeq and is a predicted model, not a curated record. Lineage: Eukaryota; Viridiplantae; Streptophyta; Magnoliopsida; Ericales; Theaceae.
AUGAAGUUGAUGCGUAGUAAAAUUGGCAUUGGAUGGCAGACAUGUCUGGUCAAGUUUGGUGUGGAUGUUUACAGAGCAGAAAACACCAAUGGAAGCUCUCACUCUGCUCUGUACCCACCACAAAUCCCCACAAAACUUAACCCAACUUCCCAAUUCAGCUCAAACCCCAGAUGGGUUUUCACCUAUUUAGUCCCACCUCCAGAGUGGGUUCAACCCCUCAUUGACGUCUCUGAUCUCGUCACGGACCCCAAAAACCUCCAACCCUCCCCUUGGGUUCACCAAAUUCUCAACCUUCUGGACAAUUCACCAAACAUGGAGCACAAUUUAGACACUUAUUGCCACAAAUUUCUCAUCAAAUUGUCGCCCAGCUUUGUCGCAUUCGUGUUGCGUUCCGAUAGGCUUCGGGGCCAAUUCGAUACGGCUUUACGGUUAUUCUACUGGACUGGUAAGCAAAAGGGUUAUACUCAUAAUAUUGAAUGCUAUGUUUCUUUGAUUGAUAUACUAUCAGUAUCUGGUGAUUUGAAUAGACUUAGAGGUGUGUUUGGUGAAUUUAAGGAUAGUGGUUUGUUGAUGAAUGUUUCCGCGGCUAAUUCUUUAAUUAGGAUCUUUGGGAGUUUAGGGAUGGUGGAGGAAUUGUUGUGGGUGUGGCGUCGAAUGAAAGAAAAUGAUAUUGAGGCGAGUUUGUAUACGUAUAACUUUUUAAUGAAUGGGUUGGUGAAUUCAAUGUUUAUUCAAUCCGCAGAGCGGGUUUUUGAGGUGAUGGAAGGUGGGAAGGUUGGGUCAGAUGUUGUAACAUAUAACACAAUGAUUAAAGGGUAUUGUAAGUCAGGGAAGACCCAGAAAGCAAUGGAGAAAUUUAGAGAUAUGGAAGUGAGAAAUGUGGAACCUGAUAAGAUCACUUAUUUAACUUUGAUGCAGGCGUGCUAUUCGGAGGGCGAUUUCGAUUCUUGUUUGAGUCUUUACCAAGAAAUGGAAGAGAAGCAAUUGGAGAUUCCACCUCAUGCUUAUAGUUUAGUGAUUGGAGGGCUUUGUAAAGAUGGGAAGUCUUCGGAAGGCUAUGCUGUUUUUGAAAAUAUGGUUCGGAGUGGUUGUAAAGCUAAUGUGGCUAUAUUUACUGCUUUGGUCGAUUCAUAUGCCAAAUGUGGGAACAUGGAAGAGGCUUUAAGGCUUUUUGAGAGAAUGAAGAGUGAUGGGUUUGAACCUGAUGAAGUAACGUAUGGGGUAAUUGUUAAUGGUUUAUGCAAAUCUGGGAGGUUGGAGGAGGCUGUGAAGUAUUUUAAAUGGUGUAAAGUUAACAAUGUGUCUGUAAAUGCAGUGUUCUACUCAAGUCUCAUUGAUGGUCUUGGAAAAGCUGGGAGGGUUGAUGAAGCUGAGAAACUUUUUGAAGAAAUGGUUAAGAAGGGAUGCACACGGGAUUCAUAUUGCUAUAAUGCACUUAUUGAUGCCUUGGCUAAAAAUGGGAAGAUUGAUGAAGCAUUAGUGCUCUUUAAGAGAAUGGAAGAUGAAGGUUGUGAUCAGACUGUGUAUACGUAUACCAUAUUAAUCGACGGAUUAUUCAAAGAGCAUAGAAAUGAAGAGGCAUUGAAGUUGUGGAAUAUGAUGAUUGAUAAGGGUAUUACUCCUACUGCUGCUUCUUUUAGAGCUCUUUCAACUGGGCUCUGUCUCUCAGGCAAAGUGGCAAGGGCUUGCAUGAUUUUAGAUGAUCUGGCACCGAUGGGGAUCAUUCCAGAAACAGCUUUUGAAGAUAUGAUCAAUGUUUUGUGCAAAGCUGGCCGUAUUGAGCAGGCUUGCAAGUUGGCCGAUGGGACUGUUGAUAGGGGACGAGAAAUACCUGGAAGAGUUCGCACUAUUCUGAUCAAUGCCUUGAGAAAAGCAGGGAAUGCAGAUUUGGCGGAAGGUCGUCUGGUGAUGAAUUUGGUGGCGAUGGAUUCGUCGUGA